AUGUAGAAAAUUUGGACAUUCAAAGAUAACGAGAACAUCGAUACAGAGGGUGUUGAUCUUAAAACCUUUAAGCCAUCUGGAAAGUUCUAUGAAGACGUUGAAGUGUUAUGCAGAUUGUUCAAUACUAAGGUACAUCCUGCCCUAAAACCAGCAGUAUAUUCAAUGACAGAGGAAUAGAAACAGUAACAUGAUUCUUAACAAUAAUUACAAUAAAAUGCUGCUGAAGAGUAAAAGCAUGCCGAAAUUAACACUUUAAAUCUAUUCAAGCACAGACUUGACAGAAACUCAAUGAAGGUAAUGUUCCUUGCACUUCAGAGCUCACCAAAUAUUCAUACUCUUAAAUUCAGCAAUAACGGCUUUACUCAUUCAUAAUUCUCUUAAAUGAUUGACUAUCUUUCACAGGAAACUUGCCCAAUUUAGCAUUUAUUCUUUGAUUGGAACCCUAUUUACGAGAACGAUUACUCAACUCAGUUUGCUUAAAGGAACUAGCUUUAUCAACCUAAGUAGGCUACUGAAUCUUGCCUAUUUGCUAAAUUAUUGCAAUAAAAUCACAAACUUUAAGUAUUAUUCUUGAGAGCCUCAAACUUGACAGAUGAGGAUGUUAAAUAAAUAUGCCAUGUAUUGAAGCCAGAUCCAGCUAAUCCAGCUCAUGCUAACAAAACUCUUAAGGUCCUAGAUAUCUCCUACAAUCCUAUUACCAAGGCUUCUCUAAAGUCAAUUGCUGAUAUGAUGGACCUAAAUCGUACCCUUGAGUACUUAGGCUUAGCAAAAUGUAGUCUCUAAGCUAAAUCCUUGAAUAAAAUCCUCAAUCAAAUUGGAAGAAUUCCUUUCCCUUAGGACUAGGUUGAGGCUCAUCUCGGAAAACUAAAGGCCAGAGAUUAGAUCAUAGAAAAGAACAAGAAACUUAAACAGUCAAAGAAGCCAGAGGAACCAGUUCCAAUACUUGAUAAUAUUGAGUAGCAAACUUCUAUUGCUGCUGAUGGUAGUGAAGUUCAAGGCUGGGUUAUGCUUAAGAAUGUUUAAUUCAAGCACAUUAACCUUUGCAUGAACGAAGUCAAUGAUGACAUCAAGGAAAAUGUUGCUUUACUUCUCAGAAGAACCAAUGAUGAUUUCGGUAUUACUUUAUCUGGAAAUCCAAUCGGUAAAGAUAGCAUUGAAUUCCUCCAAAGAACCGCCUACGAAGUGCAUCAGCACAGGAUACAAAAUUAAACUGACCUAACUAAUCAAUAACACAUUGAUUAGUAUAUUGGUCUUAAGAGAAUUGCUUUUUGA
Stylonychia lemnae is the source of this 1272-nucleotide messenger RNA. The record is from the annotation of a GenBank genome assembly. NCBI's taxonomy places the organism in Eukaryota, Ciliophora, Spirotrichea, Sporadotrichida, Oxytrichidae.